Cryptosporidium ubiquitum is the source of this 1578-nucleotide messenger RNA. Its product is annotated as CCCH like finger domain-containing nucleoporin. Bases 1 to 1578 code for a protein of 525 amino acids. The transcript has a single exon. The record is from RefSeq and is a predicted model, not a curated record. Gene Ontology annotation, molecular function: metal ion binding. NCBI's taxonomy places the organism in Eukaryota, Apicomplexa, Conoidasida, Eucoccidiorida, Cryptosporidiidae.
AUGAGCAAUAGGAGGCCAUGUCAAUUCUUUUUAAGAGGAUCUUGUAGAUUUGGAGAUAACUGUCGUGACUAUCAUCCAAAUGGAUCGAUGUUUGAACAGGGGAUGGGUAGUAAUAGUAGUGGUAAUAAAACAAGUAUUACAAGUGGGUUUGGAACAAGUGUAGGGCAGUUUAACCCAUUUUCUGGAUCUGCUGUUAAAUCUUCUGGUGAUAUGAACAAUGUAUUUGCUUCAGGGGGGGUAUCAGGAAGUGGAGUUGGGCCAUUUAGUAACUAUGGAGGACCUUUUGGAGGGAGUGAAUCAAGUCCGUUUGGAGGUAAAGGGCCCUUUGGAGGUGCUGGGCAGAGUCCAUUCGGAGGAGUGGGAAGUGGAGGUGGAGUACCUGUAUCUGGAACAGGGACUACAUUUGGGUCAACCCCAUUUGGAUCAAGUCCAUUUGGCUCUGGAUCAAGUCCCUUUGGAACUGGUGGUGGGUCCGUGUUUGGCUCAAGUCCGUUUGGAUCUGGAUCUGGAAUUGCUUCUGGGUCAGCAUCAACAUUAGCAUCUUCUUCCUCAGCAAGUGGUAAGCCAGCAAAAUCUGACAACCCAGUGUUGCAGACUUUGGAACUUAUUGGUGUUGUUGUUAAUAGUGGAGUAUGGCCAUUUGGAAGGAUAGGACUUUUAAACCAGUCUCAGGAUCUUUCUCAGACUCAAACACAGGCAUUUUUAAGCUUGGAUUUAAGUAUAGAAGAAUACAGAUGGAGGUUUUAUCAGAGUGAUCCAAGUAAUUGGAAUAAUUUGCAUUUGGAAACUCUGAGAUUACUGACUCAACAAUAUAAUGCGUUUAUAGAACAAGGAAAGAUGCAAUCAAAGCUCCCAGUUUCGCAUCACUUAUAUAAUUUAGAUUUUAGUUUGUAUUCAAAGAUUGGAAACUGGUAUUUGCCUAAUUUAGGUAAAGACUUUGUAAAUAAGCCUAGUAAUUCAGGUGGUACCCUUGAAUCUAUGGCUAAUCCUUUUGGAGGAUCAACUAUAGGACUUUCCCAAGGAACAGGAGCAGGAACAGGAACAGCAUUAGGAAAUAUUAACUCCACUUCAAGUCCUUUUGGGGUUAUUGAAGGAGGUUCAAGCAUAAGUUUUGGAGCUUCUAACACACCUUUUUCUACUUCUAAUAAUGCUCCAAGUAAUCCUUUUGGUAGUUCAAAUAUGGUUAGCUCGGUAUUUGGUACUACAAAUACAUCAACACAACAACCUUUUGGUGGUAAUAAUUCAGCAAGUAUGAAUCCAGUAUUUUCAAAUGUAAAUAAUAUUUUUGGAUCUAAAGCUAGUACUAAUAAUAGUAGUACUACUGGUACUAGUAGUAUUAGUUCAAAUCUGCCCAACAAUUCUAAUGUAUUUGGUAAUACAACUAGUCAACUAUCUUUAAAUUCAAAUGGAGCUAAUUCAAAGUACUCUUAUAGUAAUCCUGAUGUAAAUGAUGACAAUAAUGUAUUUAAUUGUCAAAACUUAAAAGAUUGGGAAUUGAAUGCUUUUAAAGCUUCAGCUUUUGAGGAAAACAAAAUUCCUGAAAAAAUACCUCCAAAAUAUCUUAGAAUGUAUAGCUAA